AUGGCACAGAUGUAUGUGUACAGCUAUGAGCAGCUUGUAGCAAUUGUGAACCAACAAACAGCUACCAUAGCGCAACACGCUGCAGUGAUUAACAACCUGCAAUCAGAGCGACAGUGGCUGGAAGAGGAUAAUCAUAUCCAGAGAGAGGAGUUGGAGAAAUCUCAAAAGAACUUCAAGGAUCUCGAAACGUCGAGAAAGUUAAAAGAAAAUAAAUUGAAGAAAGAGUUAGCGCAUCUAAAGGAAUCGCAACAGGACAUUAAGUGGAGGCAUAAGAACGCAGUUAGGGAACUAAACGAUGUGAAGAAAAGAAAUCUCAAGAUGAAAGCCCACUGCACUUCACUGUUAGAUAAGCUUGAUCAGAGCACCCAGGAGCUUCAGCAGAGGAAACAAGAACUUGACCGAGCAAAACAGGAACUCGAUUUGGGCUACAGCGUGGGCGAGUGGAUGUAUCAGCACCUAAGAUAUUAUUACUGGGGGUACUUUGAACUGCUAAAGUACUUCCAGUGGCCCGGACCAUCGUCUGGAGGAGCGACCAUCCCAGAGCUCGACACUAAUAAUCGACCAGUGGAAGGAAAGACUGUUGCAGAGCUGCCUCACAGUUAUAGAGUAACACAGGGAGUCCUGGUGUCACCAAAACCGCCUAAUUCAGAAAGAGCCAGAACUGUUAUAGACGGCGCCAACAAAAUAACUGCCGCUCUGAACAUGGUGAAGACAACGAAUUUCCGAACAAGUCUGAUAGCGCAGAGUGUCAUCGAGCUUGUCCCAGGUACCAUCGUCUGUCCCAAAACAGUUUUCGCGAUAAGACUUGCCCCCUCCCAAGGCCAAAACCCAAUCGAGUUCCUGUUGCCGCUUAUUAAUAACACCAGCAGCUGGUCUAUCCCUGAAGUUCCUGAGGUUGCUCAAUUAUCAGCUGUCUACAGUGAAGUGCACACAAGACCGGGCAACCACCUACAGCGACUCGCCAUUUGUGCACCAGAAUGGGUAAAUGCAGCAACACUGGCUGUAAAAGGAGCCGACCGUGCACCUAGGAUGCCUCAGAUUAAGCGUUCCAAUGCCACCACGCUCACCAUCAUCACCUCUUGCAACAAGGCGUUUGAAUCUUCGCCUCUGAAAAUUAAAGAGAAACACGAGAGACGAAGUGACGAACCAAGAGGUGGACUUUGCCAGCCGACCACUGCUUCUUCCGAGCAUCGGCUCUCCCUCGCGAACAACCGUCAAUCUGUAGACUGCUGCGAUGGGGAAAAGGAAGUUUUAACUCGUAAAGAGGAAAGGAGACGAACUGGAGAGAAAAAACCAAAGACUUCGGUGAGUUGGCUUAAAACUUACAGAUACUCUGCAAAAUUGAAUUGGCCUAAAAUGGUGGCACUAGAUCAACUUAUGAAAAUCCUGGGAGUGUGGUAA
Messenger RNA from Porites evermanni, 1401 nucleotides. The record is from the annotation of a GenBank genome assembly. NCBI's taxonomy places the organism in Eukaryota, Metazoa, Cnidaria, Anthozoa, Scleractinia, Poritidae.